Platichthys flesus (European flounder) is the source of this 2902-nucleotide messenger RNA. RefSeq names its product tricarboxylate transport protein, mitochondrial. Gene Ontology annotation, biological process: mitochondrial citrate transmembrane transport. The coding region runs from base 217 to 1173 and encodes 318 amino acids. The transcript is spliced from 9 exons. The record is from RefSeq and is a predicted model, not a curated record. NCBI's taxonomy places the organism in Eukaryota, Metazoa, Chordata, Actinopteri, Pleuronectiformes, Pleuronectidae.
CCCAGUAUCCGCCCACUGUCAACACACACACACACAUACACACACAUCCGCCGGAGUCGCCGGACGCACCAGAGGAGAUCACCUGCAUCCACAGAGGCGCGUCCCGGCAGCCGUCCGCCCAUGUGUUGCGCGCAACAAAGAACCAAGCUUCCCACCUGAAGAUACAGCUCCUCAGCCUCCUGCACAUCUCACUGGGAGCUGUGUUUUGCGGUGGUCAUGCAGGACAGACGCACAUUCACCAGCGCCUUCUCCACACCGCGGUGUCUGGCCGCUGCUGCGCCGGCGGCGGGGAAGUCGAAAUUAACGCACCCGGGGAAAGCGAUCCUGGCUGGUGGACUUGCAGGUGGUAUAGAAAUCUGCAUCACCUUCCCAACUGAGUACGUCAAGACCCAGUUACAACUGGAUGAGAAGGCCAAUCCACCGAAAUAUAGAGGAGUAGGUGACUGUGUGAAGCAGACGGUUCAGAGUCAUGGUGUCAAAGGACUUUACAGAGGACUCAGCUCACUGGUCUAUGGCUCCAUACCCAAAUCUGCUGUCAGGUUCGGGGUGUUCGAGUUCCUCAGUAACCAUGCGAAGGAUGAGUCCGGUCGCCUGGACAGCACCAAAGGCCUGCUGUGUGGGCUCGGAGCCGGGGUGCUGGAGGCCAUCCUGGUCGUCUGUCCCAUGGAAACUGUCAAGGUUAAAUUCAUUCACGACCAGACUUCAGCCAACCCAAAAUACAGGGGAUUCUUCCACGGAGUCCGAGAGAUCAUCAGAGUGCAGGGAAUAAGAGGAACGUAUCAGGGUCUCACUGCCACGGUCCUCAAGCAAGGCUCCAACCAGGCCAUUCGCUUCUAUGUGAUGACCUCCCUCAAAAACUGGUACAAAGGUGAUAACCCCAACAAAACCAUCAACCCCCUGUUGACUGGAGCCUUUGGAGCCACAGCAGGAGCAGCCAGUGUGUUUGGGAACACGCCGCUAGAUGUCAUCAAGACUCGGAUGCAGGGUCUUGAAGCACAUAAAUAUAAAAGCACGUGGGACUGUGCCGUGAAGAUCCUGAGACACGAGGGCUUGGCAGCUUUUUAUAAAGGGACGGUUCCUCGUCUGGGCCGCGUGUGUCUGGACGUGGCCAUCGUAUUCAUCAUCUAUGAGGAGGUGGUGAAGGCCCUGAACACGGUCUGGAAGACGGACUGAGCUGCCGGACAUGCAGAAAGGCCUUCCGGGCACGAGACACAGAUCCAAGUUCAGCAGACGUCUCCUGUAUCAUACCACCAGCUGCUGAGGGGCUGAGACGGGGGGUGAACUUGGAUCAGUGUCUCGUGCUGACCGGGAGGCUGAGGAGUCACAGGAGGCUGCAGACAAGAAAGAAGAUGAGACAGAGGCUCAAUGUCGCUCACAUCUGGACAGCUGCAGAUCAAACCAAGGGUCAACUUUACAAAGUGGGAUAAUGAAUUCAGUCAAAUAACUUUGAAAAAGGUGCUUCACAUCAUUCCUUCACGGCUACUUUUAAUUAAGAAAUUUAAAAUUGGUUUCCUGAUGUUUACUGGGAGGACACAGGUGUCCUUCUGGAUUGUCUUGAGUUAUUGUUGCUCUCUGUUUUAAACCCAGUGGAGCCCGACUGCAGCUCAUGUAAACUCUGGUAACUUCCAUAACUAAGCCUUUAACAGAACGAUUUUACAUUUAUAAUAUUCCAAUUAUUUUUAUAAAGCCUGGAUUCUUAUUUAGUUAAAUACCAGCGUUAUAGUUUUCUUAUAAUAUAUAUUAUAUAUUUAAUUAAUGUGCCAAAUGCCAAACCUGGUAUACUGUGAAGGUGUGUUCAGAGUGAGAACACAUCUCGAAGUCUAAUGAUCUUAACCAGAAAAGAGAAAAUAUUAUAAUGAUUCAUAUUGUCAAAUUCUUUAUAAAUGUAUUUAUGGAAAGUUAAAGGAUGCAGAUUGUUCAGAGACUUUUUGAAAGAUUUACUCUUUAUCAGCUCUGGGUGUUGAGGUGUUUUUCAGUAAUUAGGGAAAUAUUUUGCUGAUGUAUUUAACUGAGUGUAAAUGACCCAGCAACACUGAGUCAUACACUCAGUAACUUCAGACGUUAACUCCAGCUCAGUGGAAUCAUCCGUUUAUAUACGAACACCAGUUUCCCAAAGCUGGAUUUUAUUAAUAUUCUGAAUACAUUAGAAGCAGUUUUCCCUAUUCCAGUGAUUCCCACCCUAGGGAUUGGGACUCCUCCAAGAUAAUUAAUUGCAAAGGAAAAAAGAAAAAUAUGUUUCUGCUAAUAUUACAUUCAUUAUUUUCAGUCAUGCAAGUCAGCAAUGCUGGUUUCAACUUUAAAGGGAUCUCCCACCAAAAAGGUUGAUAAUCACAUUCUGUUCAAAUCCAUUGCCAGUUCAUCUGUUUUUUUUUUCAUGUCUCACUUUUGUGCCUUUUGCGCGUCUGUUUGUUGGCAAAUGUUACUUCAGAGAUCUCCUUGUGUAAGAGUGACCUGUUACACUAUAGACAUUUUACAUUUCUGUAGCUCAAUUGAGUUUACAUACAUCUGUUAUUUAUUGUUUUUACAAUAAGGCAUUUUAUCCCACUUUGUUCCGUCACUAGUGAUGUGAAUACAGUUCAAAUAUAUGUGUCUUACAAUAAUGAUUGUAUUAAAACACUGAUGGAUUAUAUUCCCAUGUUGCUGAAAUAAUCACAUUUACUGUAUUUCUUUGUUUGGCUAAAUAAAAAGUCCUUGUGUUCCAAACAGACGAAAAAUCUGUUAUAGUUGUUGAAGAUAAAUAUAUUUCAUGUAUGUGUGUAUAUGUGUGUUUGGUUCUUUAGGAGGAAUCUCGUGCAAUAAACACCGUCUUUAGUCUGUGCUUAAUGUAAAGUCCUUUGAUGUGGGUCUGGAUUUCAAACCUCAUUAAAAAGGUAUAUGGAAGAUAAGAAAGUAUGAAGCCCGG